AUGCUGAGAAGGCCCAUUCCUAGUCUGCGUGGUGGUCUAUGUCGCCCGGCACCCUGGCUCUCUUCUGGCAUUUUCUGCCUCUGCCUCCCAUUCUUGUUGGGCCAGGUGGGCUUGCUGCAGGGACACCGCCAAUGUCUAGAUUACGGGCCCCCCUUCCAGCUCCCCCUGCACCUCGAGUUUUGCUCUGACUACAAGUCCUUUGGCUGCUGUGACCAGCACAAGGACCGCCGCAUUGCUGCCCGGUACCAGGACAUUCUGGAAUACUUAGAUCCGAAGAGCCAUGAGCUGUGUGGAGGUUACAUCAAAGACAUCCUUUGUCAGGUGUGCUCGCCCUACGCCGCGCACCUGUACGGCGCCCAGGACGCCCGCACGCCCCUGCGGCCCCUCCCCGGCCUGUGCGCCGACUACUGCUCUGCGUUCUUGUCCCGCUGCCCCGCGGCCACCUCCCUGCUGACCGGCGAUCACGGCCUCCGGGCGACCCGCGGCCAGGACAGUGCCACCUUCUGCCACCUGCUCCGCCUUCCGGACCAGGACUACUGCUUCCCCAACGUGCUGAGGAGCCACCGCCUGGCCCGCACCCCGGGGGCGGCGGCCACCGGCCCUCGGGGCUGCCUGCGACUCUGCCUGGCCGAGGUGGCCACCGGGCUGCGCAACCCCGUGUGCAUGGUCCACGCCGGGGACGGCACCCACCGCCGCUUCGUGGCCGAGCAGGUGGGCGCCGUGUGGGUCUACCUUCCCGACGGGAGCCGCCUGCAGCAGCCCUUCUUGGACCUCAAGGACACCGUUCUGACCACUCCGAGGAUCGGGGAUGAGAGGGGUUUCCUAGGGUUGGCUUUUCAUCCCAGAUUCCGCAGCAACCGCAAGUUCUACAUUUAUUAUUCAUGCCUGGGCAGGAAGAAGGUAGAAAAGAUCCGGAUUAGCGAGAUGCAGGUUUCCCGGGCUGAUCCCAACAAAGCCGACCCGAAAUCAGAGAGGGUCAUCUUGGAGAUAGAAGAACCGGCCUCAAAUCAUAACGGUGGGCAACUUCUUUUUGGCUUGGAUGACUACAUGUACAUAUUUACUGGGGAUGGAGGACAGGCUGGGGACCCCUUUGGCAAGUUUGGAAACGCUCAGAACAAAAGUUCCCUGCUGGGAAAAGUGUUAAGGAUCGAUGUGAAUGGGGCAGGCGCAGAUGGCAAGUGGUACCGAGUCCCCUCGGACAAUCCAUUUGUUUCUGAGCCAGGGGCCCACCCCGCCAUCUAUGCCUAUGGGGUCAGAAACAUGUGGCGCUGUGCUGUGGACCGAGGGGACCCCAUCACACGCCAGGGCCGUGGCCGAAUAUUCUGUGGGGAUGUGGGCCAGAACAAGUUUGAAGAAAUUGACCUCAUUGUUAAAGGUGGGAACUAUGGCUGGAGGGCAAAGGAAGGGUUUGAAUGUUACGACAAAGAACUUUGCCACAAUGCCUCUUUGGAUGACGUUCUGCCAAUCUACGCUUAUGGUCAUGCAGUGGGGAAGUCAGUCACUGGAGGAUAUGUCUACCGGGGGUGUGAAUCACCAAAUCUCAAUGGCCUCUACAUCUUUGGGGACUUCAUGAGUGGUCGACUUAUGGCUUUGCAGGAAGAUAGAGAAACCAAGAAAUGGAAGAAGCGGGACAUUUGCGUGGGCGGCACCACAUCCUGUGCCUUGCCAGGGCUGACCGGCACCUAUAGCAAGUUCAUCAUCUCCUUCGCCGAAGACGAAGCAGGGGAGCUGUAUUUCCUGGCCACCUCUUACCCAAGUGCCUACUCGCCACAUGGAUCUAUCUACAAAUUUGUGGACCCCUCAAGGAGAGCACCCCCAGGCAAGUGCAAACACAAGGCGGCGCCGGUGAAAACCAAGAGCAAGAGAAUCCAGUUCAGGCCAGUUGCCAAGACAGUCUUGGAGUUGCUAAAGGAGCAAUCGGAGAAAGGUGCUAGAAAAUUAUCCAAUGCAACCGUAGCGUCCAGCCCAGCCCAGGCUUCGUCCCAGAAAGGCUCGGCCAAGAAGCUGGCUUCUCCCACAAGCAGCAAGAAAACCUUGCAAGGACCUGUUCCAAAGAGGAGAGCCGGGAUGAGGUCCCCAGGCCCCCAGGGGAAGAAGAGGAAGAGCCUGAAAGGCCACAGUGGCAGGAUGAGGCAGCCGGCAGAGUAG
Molecule: messenger RNA, 2148 nt
Organism: Propithecus coquereli (Coquerel's sifaka)
Lineage: Eukaryota; Metazoa; Chordata; Mammalia; Primates; Indriidae
Gene: HHIPL2
Product: HHIP-like 2
Exons: 9
Coding region: 1-2148 (715 amino acids)
Source: RefSeq, a predicted model, not a curated record